This is a messenger RNA of Blepharisma stoltei, 6183 nucleotides long. The record is from the annotation of a GenBank genome assembly. Lineage: Eukaryota; Ciliophora; Heterotrichea; Heterotrichida; Blepharismidae.
AUGAACUUCUCUGGCUGAUCUCAUCUUGCCUACACUGUAUUUUAUGCAAAUUCUACAACUUCUCUUAAGGUGUUUCUACCCCCUGCUUCAGUAAGUGAAAUAAAAAUUUCCUUGAGAUUAAUUAUUUUGGUCUAAAAUAAUUUUUAUGAAAUUUAAAAAUUCAAUUUGCAAAAUCGAUAAGAAAAUUAAAAUUUAUGUUUUAGAGUACAUUUGCUUAAAUUUAAAUAGAAUUUUUAUUAGUUCUAUAUAAAUCGAAAUAUCUUUUUUACAAAAUUAUAAUAUUAACUAAUUUUUUGACAUCUCACCAAGGUGAUUUUUUUCACAAAUUAUAAGACUUUCCAUUAGCUAUGCUCGUAGGUGAUGAGGAGAGUAAACAAUGAAGUAUUUUUUGAGAGAGAUUUUCCAAAUUUAUUAUUUAGAGAUAUUUCAAACUCUACUCUUUUCAUCGGAAAAAGUCCUAAUUCUAAAUUCUAUGGAUUUAUAUACAAUUUUUUAAAAUGUGAUGGUUAAAAUAAUUAUCUAACUCCCCCCCCCCCCCUCCGUGAGCGAACAAAACCAUUAGAAAAAUCGCCAUUUUUUGACCAAAAACCCACCCUCCGUGAGUGAAACAAAAAUUUUUUUUAAUAGAAAAAAUUUUAAUGGAAAAAAAUUUUGAUAUAUAAGUGAUAAUUAGUAUAAUGAAAUCUAGAGCUAAUUCUGUUUAAUUUUAAACAAAUUGCGUUUUUAAAACAUAAAUUUUGCAAAUUAAAUUAAUAUUUGCUUCCCAAUUUUUGCAAAUUAGGAUUUUUUUAAAUUUCGAAAAAACAUAUUUUUUUAUAAAAUUUAUAUAUAAAUUUUUUUUAAAAAAAAAUUAACCCCCCUCCGUGAGCGAACAAAAUUUUUUUGUUCGCUCACGGAGGGGGGGGGAGUAAGAAAAUUCUUUUAAUAAAAAUAAAAAAUUGUAUAGAAUUUUUUCUGACAAAAUGUGAAAUUUUGCAAAACAGGCGUUUAUCUACGAGUUUAAAAAUGAAGUCUGCGGGUAUGGAAAGAAUGGAACCUGUCUUCCACUCUGCAGCAUAGACGAAUAUUAUCAAGAAUGGGAAGGAUCAGAGCCAUCCUGCGAAAAAUGUCUUCGCUCAUGCGAUAAGGGCUGCAUCAGAAAAGACACAUGCAAUAUUUGCCAAGACGUUUUAUGUGCUGUUUGUCCUUAUUUUGGACGUACUCGCUGCAGCCAGUGUAUUCCUUAUGCAUAUGGAAUAGAAAAGUGUAAGUGCAUUGAAAACUAUUGCUUAUCUCUUGAUAGAUUAUCAUGCAUUAAAUUUCCAUACGAAAACAGUCCAGAGAAAUACUGGAUCCACUUUUUACCAAAUACGACAAUCAUAGUUGGAAAGUGAAGUGAUGAUUUUGUCAUAAAUACAAUCCAUCCAUGAAUGAUAGAUGUUCACCUCCUUGAUAGUGAUGUCGUAACCUUCAGCAAUAAGGCUUGCACCUUCAACCCUUUCUACGAAAAUUUCACAUGCUCAUUUAAUGUGCUUGUAGAUCCAAGCUACGAUAAUAAGAAUGGCCCUAUCACUAUCAAAGCUAAGUUCCAAGGCUACGUCUAUCCAAUGACCUUUCCUGUAUCUUAUGAUGAUUUUUCUGUUUCACUUAUGAGUCGCCCUGAGCGCUUGGGAGUUGUAUUUUACGCAGGCUAUAACUAUAGCAAACCUCUCGUGGUUACUUGCUAUUAAGUAAUCCCUCCCCAUGUCACCCCAACCCCUGACGAUCCUGAAAAUUUUAAAUGUUAAAUAUAAUAUUUGACAAGUCUCCUCAAAUAUUUUAACUUGUAAUAUUAAUAUUUAACAUGUUAAAUAUUUGGGAUGUUAGGGGGUGGGUAGCAUGGAGAGGUGCGCUCAACGCCGAUCCAAAACUGGGCGUAAGCUAUACAUCCAAAUAAUGCCGGACGAGGAAUUAUCAUUUAAUGAUGACCUUUGCAGUGAUGAAAACUGUACACAUGUAGCGUGCGAUGAGCUCCUUUCUCAAAAAUCGAUUUCUUCGAUAGGAUCAAAUAUUGAUUGUGCAUAUUCUGGUCCAGGUAUAAUUUCAAUAUAUGUAGGGCACAUCAAAGAUAAUAUAAAUUCCUUGGUUUUCAGAGAAAAAGUUUUUUAUGGCUCAGGCAAGAAUGAAACAAACUUAAAAUAUUUGACUGUGCCUUGGAAACUUCAAAAGCCGCCAUUACCUGUUGCUUCAAUAGUUCCAUUAGCUGAAACUUGCUGCUCAUGUAAUGCUAUUUUUGAUGGUUCUAGAUCUUCAACUCGAUUAGGCAGCUUAAAAUAUCAAUGAAUCUUAAACGAAUUUAUGCUUUAUUCUGGUGAUGAAACAGAGAGAAUAGCAAACAUAACAUUGCAAAGCUGUAAUAUAGCUGAAGAUCAUAAACAAUUUAAUGUUACUUUAAUAGUCACCGACAAUUUCGACCAACAAGCUAGUGCAAGCAUGACAGUAAACAUGACAAGCGAUGACGUUUUAAUUCGAGGGUGAAAGGAUCCCAAAAUCAAGACAAUUAUUAAUGAUAUUUCCAAACUGAUUUUUGAAUAUCAGAAGAGCUCCAUAAUCCAUCUUGAGCCUAACCCAAUGGUUAUAUGAAGCUUAUUCAAAAAAUCACCUACAAGAGGGCUGCUUGGAAGUAAAAUCUAUGAAUCUACAGGAGUUGAGUUUGAUUAUAUAUUUACUCAAAAGGGAGAAUAUAUAAUAGUUUUGGAUGCCUAUUUUAAUAACAACACUUAUAAGAUUUCAGCAAAUGCUUCAAUAAUUGCUAACCCUCCAGUUCCUGACUUGGCCCUGAGCGGAGUCAAUACUUAUGUCUUUGCAAACUCAAAUAUUACUGUAAAUUUGACAGCAAGCUAUAAAGGAGAAGUUUUUGAGCUUGAUAAAGGCUACGCCUUUAUUAAUAAAAUUGAAUGCUCAAAUGGCGAAUUUAUUGAGAUUGAAGGAGAUAUUUUCAAGCUGAGAGUAUUUAAUAAAGAAAGAAUAUUUAAUUGCAGUUUUACAGUUGGCUUGAGGGAUUAUCCUGAAUAUGAAUCUGAAGUCAGCUGGCUCUAUGUGGUGAAAGGAAAUAUCCCAAGGGUAUACAUUGUUUCCAUGUUUCCUUAUUUAGAUCCCUCAGCGCCAGUAAGACUAAUUGCAGACGUAGCGGAUUCCUUGAGAAUGAUAAUUUCUUGGAGAGAAAAGAACGGCCACCCAUUCAUUGCGACUACGCCAACAGAUCAGCCGAGUAUGACAAUUCAAGAAUUCAGUAUGCUCUGUGGAUUAGAGUACGAAUUUGAAAUUACUGUUAUUGAUCCGGUUUCUUUUGUCCCUGUCAAAGCUUCUAUCAAAAGAUAUGUAAACUGUCCCCCUAACUCAGGGACUUUUGAGGUUGAUCCUAAAGAAGGCCGAGCCUUGGAUACUCAGUUUAAUGUUUUAUUUGCAGGCUGGAACGAUUUAGAAGGGGACGAUCCCAUUUCUUACCAAGUGUUUAUGCAAAAAGACGAAAAUAUGAUUGCCCUGACUCCAAAAACAACUGAAAAUAAGUUCAAAAUAGUGCUAGGGGAGAGGGGAAAAGUUACUCUUGUAGGGAGGAUUUAUGAUUCACGAGGCACCUUUACCGAAGUCGAAGUUCAGGCUGACGUUAAUGAUUCAGGUUUUGUUGAUGCUAAAGAAAGAUCAGAAAUAUUGCUAAGCAGUGGAAUGGAAACAAUGGACUCAAACAUGCUCUUCUCUUCCAUCCACUCAAUUGCUCAUUAUACAUUCCAUAACACUCUAAACUUAAAUGAUAUGACAAAAUGCAUAGAAAACCUGGAAGAGACUUUGAAUAAAUGGAUGAACUCUUCAAUGCCAAGAAUUGGGCUGUCCGAGUCCAGCACUGUCAUUGAUGCAGUCUCUACCUUGCUUGGAAAAGCAGAAGUCUAUAAAGAAAAGCUGCUGCUUGAUAUUUAUAGUACUCAAAAUAAAGCUCUAAACCACACAAAGACUCUUGACGUCGGCACAUACACCAGCAUUCUUUCUAAUCUUGAUAAGCUGCUUGAUAGCCUUCAGGCAUUAUCAGCUCAAAAUGAAAGCGCUUACACCGAAAUGGACCUCUUCAAAAUUAUCAACCAAACUCACAGUGAAGGAACUCGAAAGUAUUUGGGGGCAAUCAAUCCCAACGAAAGUCCUGUAAAAUACAGAGGUGGGAAAUUCAACUCUACCAGUAUUUUAGCUGAUGGAAAAUCUUUAGCGAAGCCUAUCGAAUACGACUCACCGAUUGAAGGUAGUGCUACUAAGUUUAAUGUCAAUACCUCCAAGAACUCUGACUCUACAAGCUACUUAGUCUCAAUCCUUUCAGUUGCUCCAUUCAAGAAUAUUUCAGAUGCCCUUCUGAGCUCUGCAAGUAGCUCUCUGGCUUCUUUUGAAGACUACUCAUUUACUGAAGGAUCAGUUGUUUCUUCUGACUCUGCUGUAAUAAAAAAAUACUCUUAUUCAGAUGAGCUUACAUCAUGAUGGGUGCAGCCGAGCUUAUCUAAAAAUACUGGAACCAUUAUUAACCCAGUCUUAUCUUCUGGGCCGGUGACUGAAGUUAGCAGUGAAGUCUCAUAUGAAACAGUUAAUAGCAGUUUGGAACCAACUUGCACUGUUUAUGAUCUAAACAUUGAAAAAAGCUUAUUUAAGUAUUGUACGACGAUUUUACGAGAAAACGGAUCAGCAACUUGCGUUUGCGAAGUUGUAGGGCUUUUUGGAGUGCAGCCUUAUCCGACAAUUUUAAACCUUGUGGAGAAUAGGUUCGAAGUAUGAAUGGAUCUUGGCAUUCCAACAGUUGGCACCACUCCUGUUUGAAUCAUUUUUGGAAUUGUUUUAUUUUUAUACAAAAUAGGAUGGAAGGAUGCUAAUAAAUCUGAUGAAUAUAAUGGAGAUACUUGAAAAACGAAUUUAUUAAAAGCUAAUAAAAUAAUUCUUGGGGAAAUAGGAGCAUUUGUAUACUUAAACAAACUAUCAAUAAAAUGAGAUGCUAAAGCUUUUGAAAAGUUGAAAAAACAGCUAGAGAAGAAGAUGAAACGCUUAUGCAAUGCUCAGGAUCUCAGUAUCUUGCUUGGAGAUGAAAAUCUUGGAGAUUGUAUUGAAAAUUGCAUAGAUAAUCAAAAUUUCGAUGAUCUGAAACGCCUAAUAAGUAAUUUGCUAAAUCAAUGUGACGAAUUCAAAGCUGAAGUGAAAACCCUGAAAACGGAGUAUAAUUUUAUGAAUAAGGUACUUGACAUAGAUGAAAUAUAUGAUUGGUGAAGAGCAAGGCCAGUUCUUAAAAGAAUGAAAAACACUAUUAACUUGGAUACAGAUUCAAAUAUAGCCCUGUGAAACUCAGUAGAUAAAUUGAAACCUUAUAUCAUUAAGUAUAUAAAAGACCAUCAUAUUGAAGAGAUCUGUUCUUAUGAAAAACAGAAUACACCUGCAAGUGUUUCAGUAGAGGCAAUAAACAUUACUAUUAACAAUAAUGAAGAAUGUAAUGAACAAAGUAUCAAUUUACAAUUUGACUCACAAAAUACUCAAGAGAAUAGUUUUGAGUCUACAACAUUUUUAUCACGAUCACUAGAAAUCUUGCAAACUAAAGCUAUAAAUAGCAAAAACUAUAAGAAAAAUUAUUUUGGAUAUUUUAUAAAGCACAAUGAUAUUUUAGGAGUCAUUGGAUAUACUGAUUUGAACUCUCCAAGGAGAUUUAGGCUGACUUAUUUAAUAUUAGCAAUUUGCACUGAGAUUACGAUUGCCAUUUCAGCCUUUGAUAAUUAUAAUCGACAAAUAGAUAGAGAGGUAUGAUUGCUAUUUUAUUUUCAGCAGCAGAGCUUCUGGAUUUUUGUUUUAUCAAUCGGUUUUGGGAUAUUGCCUUUAUUCACAAAGCUCUACUUCAAUUACAAUGUUUUGAGCAGCCAGUUUGAGAAACACAAGCUAUUGAAAUGCAAAAACAAAAGCGUAUUUAUCGGCUAUAUUGUUAGUUGAUUAAUGAUUCUAGGCGAAUUUGUUUAUUGUCUAUUUAAGCUUCGAUUGUGCCCUUUGACUAAUUUCCACGCAUAUAUGUCAUAUAUAGCUCAAUCCUUGAUUUUCUUUUUAAUUUCGAGUGGAAUCGGUUUUCCUUUAGCUAUAUCUGCAAUUCAUUGUUGUUGUUUUGAAAAUUCAUGCAAAAAUAAGAACAAAGUAAUUCAAGACACCCAGUAUAUAGCAUAA